Molecule: messenger RNA, 1712 nt
Organism: Centropristis striata (black sea bass)
Lineage: Eukaryota; Metazoa; Chordata; Actinopteri; Perciformes; Serranidae
Gene: pmt
Product: phosphoethanolamine methyltransferase
Exons: 12
Coding region: 145-1623 (492 amino acids)
Source: RefSeq, a predicted model, not a curated record
UAAAGGGCUGCCACAAACGUUGGACCCUUCACUCUGUCAGCCAGGGUUUACUCAUAGUAACCCUCUUAUAAUCCAUCCUUAAUUGCCAGACGACUGAACACUGUAGAAUAACUUUAUAAUAACUUAAAUCAUCCAGAGAGCACAAUGGAGAAAGCUCGCAGCAGUAUGACAGAGUUCUGGAAGGAGCACUCCCGGGGUGCCACGGUGGAGGAGAUGAUGCUGGACUCUCAAGCGAGGGAGCUGACCAAACAGGAGCUGCCCGAGAUCCUGUCCAUGCUGCCCUGCCUGGCUGGAUCCAGAGUGCUGGAGCUGGGAGCUGGCAUCGGGCGGUUCACCAGCCACCUGCUGACGAAGGCUGGCCACGUGACGGCUGUGGACUUCAUGGAAAGCUUUGUGGAGAGGAACAGGCAGGACAAUGGCCACCACAGCAACGCUACCUUCAUCCAAGCUGACGUCACAAAGCUGGAAAUCCCCGAAAACAGUAUUGACUUUGUCUUCUCCAACUGGCUGCUGAUGUACCUGAGCAACGAGGAGCUGAAUUCCUUCAUACAGAAGGCGCUGGGCUGGCUGCGGCCCGGUGGCUUUCUUUUCUUCAGAGAGUCCUGCAACCACCGGUCAGGUGACUCCAAGAGGGACUUCAACCCCACCUGCUACCGCACAGAAGCAGAAUACAGCCAAGUGGUAUCAUCCAUACAACUGGAGGAGCCAGAGGGCGGCCAAAUGUUUGGUUUCGACAUUGUGUUUAAAAAGAAAGUUGAAGCCUAUGUUGAGAUGAAAAACAAUCCAAAUCAGAUCUGCUGGCUUCUGGAGAAAGUUCCCCGCUCCUCGAGCACUCAGAACGGAUUCAGCACCUUCCAGCAGUUCCUGGACAACCAGCAGUACACCAACCGCGGCAUCCUGCGAUACGAGAAAAUGUUCGGCGCGGGCUACGUUAGCACGGGCGGGCACAGCACCACCAAGGAGUUUGUGGACCUGUUGAACCUGAAGCCCGGUCAGAAGGUUCUGGAUGUCGGCUGUGGUAUUGGUGGAGGAGACUUCUACAUGGCAAAGACCUUUGGAGUUGAGGUGCUUGGCCUGGACCUGUCAGACAACAUGGUGGAAAUCGCCAUGGAGAGGGCGAUCAAGGAGAAGCUGCCAUCAGUCCAGUUUGAGGUUGCUGAUGCCACUCGGAGGUCGUUUCCAGAAGGUUCCUUUGAUGUGAUCUACAGCAGAGACACAAUCCUGCACAUAGAUGACAAACUGGCGCUCUUCAAACGCUUCCAUUCGUGGUUAAAGCCUGGGGGCAAGUUGCUUAUCAGUGAUUACUGCUGCGGGGAGAAGCCCUGGACGCCGGUGUUUGAGGCCUACGUCAAACAGAGAGGCUACGUCCUCCAUACACCCUCACAGUAUGGCAAGUUCCUUGAAGAAGCUGGUUUCUGCAAUGUUCUGCCAGAAGACCGGACAGCCCAGUUCAUCAAGGUGAUAAAGACAGAGCUGCAGAGAGCAGAGGCCAUCAAGGAUGAAUUCAUUCAGGAAUUCUCAGAAGAAGAUUAUUUUGCAAUAGUAAAUGGAUGGAGGGAAAAACUGGGACGUUCCAACAGUGGAGACCAGCGAUGGGGACUCUUUUAUGCAACAAGGGAUUGAGUGAUCGCACUCAGGAGUGAAAAGAUAAUAAAAGGAAAAAAAAACUGUUAUUUUCUUCUUUCUUUAUUGACUAUGGAUGUCUCUUUGAA